GAGAGGGUUGAAAAUCAACAUUUAUGGCUUUUGGAACACUAAAAUAUGGGAUAAUUGGAGUUGGAAUGAUGGGAAGAGAGCACCUCGUCAAUCUCCACCACCUCAAGGAUGAAAAUGUUUCUGUAGUUGCUGUUGCUGAUCCUCACUUGCCUUCCCAACAGCAAGCUCUCAAACUUGCACAAUCUUUUAACUGGCCAAUUCAGGUAUUUUGUUGUCAUAAGGAGCUGUUGGAUAGUGGAGUGUGUGAUGUAGUGAUUGUAUCUACUCCCAACAUGACUCACUAUGAAAUCUUGAUGGAUAUUAUAAGCCAUCCCAAACCCCAUCAUGUUCUGGUGGAGAAGCCUCUUUGCACCACCGUUGCACAUUGCAAACAGGUCAUAGAAGCUGCUAAACGCAGGCCAGAUGUGCUUGUACAGGUUGGAUUAGAAUAUAGAUAUAUGCCACCAGUUGCCAAACUAAUUGAUCUGGUCAAGGGUGGAGUUCUAGGACAAGUCAAAAUGGUUUCUAUCCGUGAGCACCGCUUCCCGUUUCUAGUCAAGGUUAACAAUUGGAACCGAUUCAACUGUAACUCCGGAGGUACUCUGGUAGAGAAAUGCUGCCACUUCUUUGACCUCAUGACGCUAUUUGCUGCGGCUAAUCCUGUCCGCGUCAUGGCUUCUGGAGCUAUCGAUGUAAAUCAUAAAGAUGAAAUUUAUGAUGGGAAGGUUCCAGAUAUAAUGGAUAAUGCAUAUGUAAUUGUUGAAUUUGAAAACGGUUCACGGGGCCUGCUUGAUCUCUGUAUGUUUGCUGAGGGCAGUAAAAAUGAACAAGAGAUAUCUGUUGUUGGUCAGAUCGGAAAGGGUGAGGCGUUUGUGCCAGAAAGCAUAGUCCGUUGGGGAACUCGUGCGGAGGGAAGAGAUGGUGUGAAGACAUUAAAAGCUGAGGACGAUCGCAUAAAGUAUGAUGGGCUACAUCAUGGUUCUAGCUAUCUGGAACAUCUUCACUUUUUGUCAGUGGUAAGAGCGAAAGGCACACAAGCUCCCGCUGUAGGCCUGCAUGACGGAUUGCUCUCCGUAGCCAUAGGAGUUGCAGCUCAACUCUCCAUUGAGAAAGGCCGUUUUGUAACUAUUGAGGAGGUCAUGGAAUAACCAUUCUAUACACAUUUCUUCCACAUUUUCAGGUAUUCGGGUGCAUUUACUUUGUGUGAUAGCUUAUAUAUGUAAAAGCAAUAUGCUGAUUUGCCAUAUACUUAGAUGGAUUAAAAACAAUUUUAAGCGUGUUUCAUGUAAUCCUUGAAAGAGUCAAUAAUCUAUCAAUGUAGCAUAGUGAUAUUGAUCGAU
Messenger RNA from Salvia splendens (bonfire salvia), 1319 nucleotides. RefSeq names its product Oxidoreductase family protein. Bases 24 to 1127 code for a protein of 367 amino acids. The transcript has 7 exons. Gene Ontology annotation, molecular function: nucleotide binding. The record is from RefSeq and is a predicted model, not a curated record. NCBI's taxonomy places the organism in Eukaryota, Viridiplantae, Streptophyta, Magnoliopsida, Lamiales, Lamiaceae.